Molecule: messenger RNA, 3413 nt
Organism: Peromyscus maniculatus bairdii (prairie deer mouse)
Lineage: Eukaryota; Metazoa; Chordata; Mammalia; Rodentia; Cricetidae
Biological process (GO): regulation of transcription by RNA polymerase II
Cellular component (GO): nucleus
Molecular function (GO): DNA-binding transcription factor activity, RNA polymerase II-specific; RNA polymerase II transcription regulatory region sequence-specific DNA binding
Source: RefSeq, a predicted model, not a curated record
CUGCUGCAAUGCCAAUCUCUGCAGGUCUUGGACAGUUCUGUGCCAGGAGUGGAAGCCAGAGCAGGGAAAUGCUGUACUGUGUUCCUUCACAACAUUCUGUCCCAAAGGGAGUUGCUUCUGUCACUCAGGACGCGCUAACCAAUUAGGGCUCUCAAGCCGACUGUCAGUCAGAAUAAGGGAGGGCACUUCCGGUCAGCCAAGCAGCCUACUCCGAGGCUCUAGGCCCAGAAAGACGCUUGGGUUCCUUGUGCUUCGCUGUGACCGGCUGCCGGGAGCUGUUAGGAGAGCGGGGCGAGCUCGGAAUCCACCAUGGAAUGCAGAAGUUGCUCAGUCCAUGAGUGUCUAUGAAUCUGCUGGUCUUCAGUAAACCCUUCCAUCUGGAAGAAGUAUGCUGCAAUGCCAGUGAUGAAACAGACUUAAUACAAAGGAUGCAGUGACCUAUGAGGAUGUGCAUGUGAACUUCACUCAUGAAGAGUGGGCUUUGCUGGAUCCUUCCCAGAAGAGUCUGUACAAAGAUGUGAUGUUGGAAACCUACUGGAACCUUACUUCUAUAGGUUACAAAUGGGAAGACUACAAUAUUGAAGAAUAUUAUCAAGGUUCUAGAAGACAUGGAAGGUAUAUCAACUGUCAGUGUUCAUACAACUCAUGUGAGCAUAAGGGAUAUGGAAAGAAGCAAUAUACCUCUGUUUCUCCUGGAACAAUUAGAAGAUAUGUAGUAGUCCCCACUGUGAGAAGACAUGAUGACUGUGAUACAAGUUUAUACUCUCACAUUAGAGAAAACCCUUAUGAGUACAAGGAAUAUGGAAAUUCUUCUGUCUGUACUGAUUCACUUUGCACAUGUAGUGUGCCUCACAGUAUAAAAAAAUAUUAUGCAUGCAAUCAGUGUUGUAAAACUCUGAGUUCUUCCAGUUCUUUUCAAAGAUGUGAAAAAUCUCAUAUGGGAAGAGGAAGUGAUAAAUAUGAGCUAUGUACUGAUGACUUUAGCCAUCACAGUUAUCUGCAAACACAUAAAACAACCAAUAAUGAAGAGGAUCUCUAUGAAUGUAAUCAACAUGAUAGAACCUUUAGAUAUGAUUCCUCUAUAAAAGUACACCAAAUUACUCAUUUGGAGGAAAAACCCUAUGAAUAUAAUCAAAGUGAUGAAGUCUCUACAUGUCACAGUCUUCAUCCAAUACAUAGAACUCAUUCUGGAGUGAAAAACUAUGAAUAUCAGCAAUGUGAUAAAACUUUUGCAAGUCCCAGUUAUCUUCAAAUAUAUAAAAAAAUUUAUACUGGAGAGAAACCCUAUGGAUGUACUCAAUGUGAUAAAGCCUAUGCAUGUUCUAGUUAUCUUCAAAUACAUAAAAGAAUUCAUACUGGAGAGAAACCCUAUGAAUGUAAUCAAUGUGGUAAAGCCUUUAUACAGAAGAGUCAUCUUCACAGGCAUGAAAGAAGUCAUACUGGAGAGAAACCCUAUGAAUGUACUUACUGUGGUAAAGCCUUUGCACACAAGUAUAAGCUUCUCAUUCAUGAAAGAAUUCAUACUGGAGAGAAACCCUAUGAAUGUAAUCACUGUGGUAAAGCCUUUGCAGAGAAGUGUAAUCUUCUCAGUCAUGAAAGAAGUCAUACUGGAGAGAAACCCUAUGGUUGUAAUCAAUGUGGUAAAGCCUUUGCACAGAAGAGUGAUCUUCGAAGUCAUGAAAGAAUCCACACUGGAGAGAAACCCUAUGAAUGUAAUCAGUGCAGUAAAGCCUUUGCACAGAAGAGUAAUCUCCGUAGUCAUCAAAGAAUUCAUACUGGAGAGAAACCGUAUCAAUGUAAGCAGUGUGGUAAAGCCUUUGCACAGAAGAGUAAUCUUUUUAGUCACGAAAGAAAACAUAUUGGAGAGAAACUCUAUCUAUGUAAUCAAAGCGCUAAAGCCUUUACACUGGAGAAUUUUCUCAUUCAUAAAAGAAGUCAUACAGGAGAGAAAGCCUAUGAAUGUAAUCAAUGUGAUAAAGCCUUUGCAAGGAAGAGUCAUCUUCUCAGUCAUGAAAGAAUUCAUACUGGAGAGAAACCCUAUGAAUGUAAUCAAUGUGGGAAAUCUUUUGCACGUAGCAGUAAUCUUCAUAGGCAUGAAAAAUGUCAUACUGGAGAGAAACCCUAUGAAUGUAACCAAUGUGAUAAAGCAUUUGCACGUAAAACCCAUCUUCAGAGUCAUGAAAGAUGUCAUAAUGGAGAGAAACCCUAUGGGUAUAAUCAAUACAGUAGAGAUUUUGCAUGUAACAGUCCCCUUCAGAUAAAGGAAAUAACCUUUAUUGGAGACAAACCAUAUGAAGGUAAUCAAUGUGGUAAAGACUUUUCACAGAACAAUUAUCUUCACAAUCCUGAAAGAGAUUUUUCUCGACAAAACCCCAAUGAAUGUAGUCAGUGUGGUAAAGUCUUGCCAUGUUGCAUUGUCCUUCAAAAUCAUGAAAAAUUUCAUACUGGUGAAAAUCUCCAUGAACCUAAUGAGUGAGUCAAGCCUUGCAGUCCACAUGUUUUUCCCACUGAGCUGUCUCACUGGUGCUUGAGUUAGUAGAGUCUCUCCUUAGUUAAAAUAUUGUCCCUUUCAAGUUGUUAACAUAUUGUAUUCCAAGAAUACAGAAACAUGAUUUCAGUAAUAAAAUAUAUUUUCAAAUGAAACUAAUAUUUAUAUUGUCAAUCAUUAUUUUUAGAUCAUGUUACUGUAUUCUGAGGACUAAAUACUUUUUCUUAUCAUAUUCUCAGAAACAAAAAUUAAUGGCAGAGAAUUUUAUCACCAAAUUUGAUUGCGGGUAAGCCUGAUUCCCUGAUAUUGUGUUCCAGGAUGGCCUUUUUAUAAAUAGAGAUCUUUUCUCAAAAAAUCCAAAACAGGGUUUUGGAAAUAUGGUUGCAUUUCCACAGGACUCAGGAUCAAUUCUCAGCACUUACGUAGAAGCUCACAACUGUCUUAAAGUCCAGUUCUAGGGGAUACAACAGGUCAUACAGGCAUACAUUCAGUCAAAACACUUUUUGAUAUAAAAGAAAAAUAAGUAAUCAUUUUUGAAAGUAUUUGUCACAUAGUGUAACUUUCUCUAGCAUAAUGUGGACUCAUUUCUACUCAGCUAAGUCAUUUGUUGGGGUCAUUCACACCAAGAGAAUUGUGUUAACAAUUUAAAUAAGCAAUGUGCAGAGUCCAUUCACAAAGGGAUUGAAAUCUUCACUGAAGAAGUAGCAAGGACUUUCAUCACCUGCAAAUGAUGGAAGGCAGAAGGGGUAAAGGGUCAGAAGCAUCUUCAUUUUUUGUACUAUAAUGACAUCUUUGGGACCUGGAGAGUUGACUCAGUAGUACUGCUGUAGCUGAAAGUUUUCUCCUGUGUCCCACUUGGCCUGCAGUCAGGACAAAUCUCUUUCACAAGCUGGUCCCACAGCCACUUGGAUCCAAAGAAACACAC